Messenger RNA from Penicillium oxalicum, 141 nucleotides. RefSeq lists its product as uncharacterized. The transcript has a single exon. Bases 1 to 141 code for a protein of 46 amino acids. Lineage: Eukaryota; Fungi; Ascomycota; Eurotiomycetes; Eurotiales; Aspergillaceae. The record is from RefSeq and is a predicted model, not a curated record.
AUGGAGCGUGGACGCGUUCCAUUUGGCGAUCACGGGUUGGGAAUGGACCCCCCAUCGUGCACAGGCGAGUCAUGGGAUGUGGACUCGACAGAAGUACUCACCGGUGUGGCCGACGCAGGUCGGCAAAACGGUUGCUUGUGA